Molecule: messenger RNA, 3783 nt
Organism: Mesoplodon densirostris (Blainville's beaked whale)
Lineage: Eukaryota; Metazoa; Chordata; Mammalia; Artiodactyla; Ziphiidae
Gene: FOXM1
Product: forkhead box M1
Exons: 12
Coding region: 453-2825 (790 amino acids)
Biological process (GO): G2/M transition of mitotic cell cycle; regulation of DNA-templated transcription
Molecular function (GO): DNA-binding transcription factor activity; sequence-specific DNA binding
Source: RefSeq, a predicted model, not a curated record
CGCUCCGCCGGCGCCAAUUUCAAACAGCGGAACAAACUGAAAGCCUCAGAGCGGGACCCCACCCCCGGCCCGGGACCCCCUCCCCACUUCCCGGGAUCCCGGGAUUCCCCGCCCCGCAGCCGGGGUCGCGGCCCGGCCUGCCGCUGGGAGCAGCGCGGGGCCGCCCGGAGCCGGCGUGUUCGGCGGUGCAAGCGAGGCCUCCACUCCGCCCUUUCCCAGGACCCUCCUCCGGGUUCCGGAGACCCCCGCAGCCUAGCCCUGGUCUGGAUGUGGAAAGGCAAGGGUAAUAGCCUGUGAAAUGAUGUCACCCCUUAGCGUUACCCUGGGCCUUGAGUAGAGCAGUUUCCCUCUGAUCUGAGGUCUUGUGAGCUGGAAGAUGAUUUCUUCAGUGGUGUGACAAUAACGGGUCCAUGCUUGUCAUUCUCAAUGGAGAGUGAAAGCACAGAUUCAUAAUGAAAACCAGCCCCCGUCGGCCAUUGAUUCUCAAAAGACGGAAGCUGCCCCUUCCCGUUCAGAAUGCCCCAGGUGACACAUCAGAAGAGGAGCCUAAGAGGCCCCCUGCCCAACAAGAGCCUGCUCAACCGCAGGCCUCCAAGGAGGUGGCAGAGUCCAACCCCUGCAAGUUUCCAGCCGGGAUCAAGAUCAUUAACCACCCGACCAUGCCCAACACCCAAGUGGUGGCCGUCCCCAAGAAUGCCAAUAUCCAGAGCAUCAUCACAGCACUGACUGCCAAAGGGAAGGAGAGUGGCAGCAGUGGGCCCCAUAAAUUCAUCCUCAUCAGCUGCGGGGGAGCCCCCACUCGCCCUCCAGGACCCCAGCCUCAAGCCCAAGCCAGCCAUGAUGCCAAGAGGACAGAAGUGAUCACCGAGACCCUGGGACCAAAGUCUGCCUCCAAGGACGUGAAUCUUCCUAGACCACCUGGAGCCCUUCCUGGGCAGAGAUGGGAGAACUGUGCUGGUGGCGAGGCAGCCGGCUGCACGCUAGACAACAGCUUGACCAACAUGCAGUGGCUUGGAAAGAUGACCUCCGAUGGGCUGGGCUCCUGCAGCAUCAAGCAAGAGGUGGAGGAAAAGGAGAAUCGUCACCUGGAGCAGAGUCAGGCUAAGAACGCUCAGGUUGAGGGGCCCCUGGGAGCAUCGGCAUCCUGGCCGGACUCCGUGUCUGAGCGGCCACCCUACUCUUACAUGGCCAUGAUACAAUUUGCCAUCAACAGUACGGAGAGGAAGCGCAUGACCCUGAAAGACAUCUACACUUGGAUCGAGGACCACUUCCCCUAUUUCAAGCACAUCGCCAAGCCAGGCUGGAAGAAUUCCAUCCGCCACAACCUCUCUCUCCACGACAUGUUUGUCCGCGAGACGUCUGCCAACGGCAAGGUCUCCUUCUGGACCAUUCACCCCAGUGCCAAUCGCUACUUGACACUGGACCAGGUGUUUAAGCCACUGGACCCAGGGUCUCCACAAUCGCCCGAGCACUUGGAAUCACAGCAGAAACGACCCAACCCUGAGCUCCGCCGGAACGUGGCCAUCAAAACUGAACUCCCCCAUGGCGCACGGCGGAAGAUGAAGCCUCUGCUGCCGCGCGUCAGCUCGUACCUGGUGCCCAUCCAGUUCCCAGUGAACCAGUCCCUGGUGCUGCAGCCCUCGGUCAAGGUGCCGUUGCCCCUGGCAGCCUCACUCAUGAGCUCAGAGCUCGCCCGCCACAGCAAGCGAGUCCGCAUCGCCCCCAAGCUUCUGGGUUUCCAGUCUUGGUUAAGAAGUUCACCCCCCCCCACCUCAGAUUGUACAUGUAGUCUCCUAGAUUCUCUUUCAGGAUUUGUGCUGCUCGCAGAUGAGGGGGUCGCCCCUCUGCCCACGGCAGGACCAGUGAAAGAGGAGAAGCUCCUCCUUGGAGAAGGGCUGUCUCCUCUGCUUCCAGUCCAGUCCAUCAAGGAGGAAGAAGUCCAGCCUGGGGAGGAAACGCCACACUUAGGGAGACCCAUCAAAGUCGAGAGCCCGCCCCUGGAAGAGUGGCCCUCGCCCUGCCCAUCUGUCAAGGAGGAAUCGUCGCCCCCCUGGGAGGAUUCGUCCCGCUCCCCCAUCCCCAGGCCCAAGAAGUCCUACAGCGGGCCCAAGUCCCCAGCCCGCUGCGUCUCUGACCUGCUUGUCAUCAAACGCAGGGAGAGGAGGGAGAUGAGCCGGUCUCGAAGGAAACAGCACCUCCUGCCCCCCUGUCUGGACGAGCCGGAGCUGCUCUUCUCCGAGGGCCCCGGGGCUUCCCGAGGAGCCACAGCAGGGCCCUCGCAGCCUGCCUCCCAGCUUGGCUCCUCCCACGAGGAGGGCGGGCCUUUCAAGACACCCAUCAAGGAGGUGCUGCCCAUCUCCUCCACCCCGAGCAAAUCUGCCCUCCCCGUGACCCCCGAACCCUGGAGGCUCACGCCCCCGGCCAAAGUGGGGGGGCUCGAUUUCAGCCCCGUACGAACCCCCCAGGGUGCCUUUGGGCCCCUGCCGGACUCGCUGGAGCUGGCGGAUCUCAGCACCACCCCGCUGAAAAGCGUCCCCCUCUUUGACUCCCCCCGAGAGCUCCUCAAUUCCGAGCCCUUUGACAUCACCGCUGACCCCUUCAGCGGCUGUCCCCCCUCAGAUAUGGAGGUCCCCAAGCCAGGCUCCUCUGAGCCGCAGGUUGCCGGCCUCUCGGCCAACCGUUCCUUAACAGAAGGCUUGGUCCUGGACACGAUGAAUGACAGCCUCAGCAAGAUACUGCUGGACAUCAGCUUCCCCGGCCUGGAGGAGGACCUGCUGGGCUCCGACGAUGCCAGCUGGGCUCAGUUCAUCCCCGAGCUGCGGUAGAGACGGGACCCACACUGCUCAAGCCGGCGGCUCUCUGGGCGCUCGUGGGGCUGGCCUUCCGAGCCCUCUGUGCCAGGACAGCAGGCGGGGGCCGUCUGCUCCUCCAGCCCCACCUGGCCUGGUGACGCCAAGGCAGGCGUCACGCCAGAGCCGCCACUGGGCCUUCUGCAAGCCGCGAGGUCCUGGUGACCAGUCUCCGUGCCACCCACUCCCCAAGAGAAUCUGAUUCCUCCCUCCCUACUAGGAGCUGUGGGUGGGAACAGCAAAAACAAGGGUGAAAAGAGAUGAGGAGCCCCCCUCCCCCGACUUUGCCUCUGUGCCCAGCCGGCCCCCACCUUCCCUGCUCCGGGCAGGGUGGCCCUUGUAAAUGUUCCUAAUUAUCCUCUAAUUAUAAAUGUAAACCUAUCUCCUUAGAUCAUUAUCUAGAGACUGCCAGAAGGAGGUUACGAUACCAGGAGGUUCAGUUCGCUCCUGUUACUUGCGUUUGGUUCCUGCAGUGGGGAGGGCUGCAGUGCACGGUUCCUUCCAGGGCCCUCCCUCGAGAGGUCCUCACUGUAGGGGCCCCGAUACGCAGGUCUGCCUGCCAGGAUCCCUCCUACUGCCCCUGCCUCCCACCUGCCCACGUUUCCAAGUCAGCUUUCCUGCAAGAAGAAAUCCUGGUGAAAGGGUCUCUUAUUAUGCGUCAAGAGUGGGGCGGGGGCAUGGAGGCACCUGGAGCAGAGUGCGUGCCCAGAUGUGCCCGAGAGAUGUUUCUCUGAUAAGGUCCCUAAUCAUGCCAGAGAGACGAGUUAGGAGGUAGAGGCCUGCUGGCCUGUCUGCCUGUCUGAGCUGGUGCCGCAGCUUUACAGAGAGCCCAGCUUUACAGAGAGCCGCCCUGGGCCUCAGCUGACCACGUGCACAGCCCCCAGCUCCAAAACACUACUGUAACUACCUACUCAAUAAAGCCCAGGGGCACAUG